This is a messenger RNA of Phlebotomus argentipes, 1965 nucleotides long. RefSeq names its product carotenoid isomerooxygenase (gene ninaB). The record is from RefSeq and is a predicted model, not a curated record. Gene Ontology annotation, molecular function: beta-carotene 15,15'-dioxygenase activity; carotenoid dioxygenase activity. The transcript is spliced from 3 exons. Lineage: Eukaryota; Metazoa; Arthropoda; Insecta; Diptera; Psychodidae. The coding region runs from base 57 to 1751 and encodes 564 amino acids. Gene Ontology annotation, biological process: retinal metabolic process; carotene catabolic process.
CAGUCGUGUAGAAAACUUCUUUCAAGCAGUGUCACGGAAGUUUGUUAGCUUUCAAUAUGCUGAAGAAGCUCAUUUGUGAUAUAAAGGAUAAGAAGGAACGUUGUCCUGUGAAGCCAGGAGAAGAACUCUAUCCGAAUUGUGAUGCCAGCAUUUGGACGCGAUCGUGUGAAAAGGAAGUUAUCGAACCUAUUCAGGGACGAACGACAGGAUCAAUUCCCAAGUGGAUUAAUGGGAGUUUACUGAGAAACGGUCCGGGAAAUCUAAAGUUUGGCCAAACCUCAUUCAAGCAUCUCUUUGACGCUUCAGCCUUGCUUCAUCGCUUUGCCAUUCGUAAUGGCGACGUUACGUAUCAAUGUCGCUUCAUCGAAACGAACAGUUAUAACAGGAAUCGAGCUGCUCAAAGGAUAGUUGUGACGGAAUUUGGCACUAAAGCAGUUCCUGAUCCUUGUCAAUCGAUUUUCACGCGUGUGGCUUCGAUUUUCCAUCCUGGAGAAGUUGGAUCGGAUAAUGCUAUGAUAACUGUUUAUCCGUUCGGUGAUGACUUGUUUGCCUUCACCGAAACGCCUGUAAUGUUCAGAUUCGACGCAGAAAGUCUGGCGACACUGGAAAGAGUUAAUAUGUUCGAUAGAUUUGGGAUUGUUCAUCACUCAUCACAUCCUCAUGUCAUGUCGGACGGAAGGAUUUUCAACCUGGGCAUGACUGUGUCAGGAACUGGCCCAAAGUACACAAUUCUGGAGUUUUCACCGGGCAGAAGACAGUGGGAAAGCGCCAAAGUGGCUGCCACUCAGGCGACGAGAUGGAAAUUCCAUCCAGGAUACAUGCACACUUUCGGGAUGUCUGAGAACUACUUCGUCCUCGUGGAGCAGCCGCUGAGUGUGUCUGUGAGAAGCAUGUUAGUGGCUCAUGUGAAGAACGAACCGAUGAUGGCGUCUUUCAAGUGGUUUCAAGAGCACAACACGCACAUUUAUCUGUUGGAUAGGAAAACAGGCUCUCUCAAGUUCACUUUCCACAGCGAUCCUUUCUUCUUCCUUCACGUUAUCAACACAUUUGAGAAGGAGGAUCAUUUGAUCUUGGAUAUUUGUUGCUACAAUGACCCAAGCAUGCUCAAUUGCAUGUACAUUGAUAGUCUUCAGCAGAUGCAGUCAAAUCCAGACUAUGCGAAGAUGUUCAGAGGACGACCACUGAGGUUUAUAUUGCCGCUGAAUCCAGUGAAAAGUCCUUGUCAGAGUUUUAUGACGAAGGCAUUUAGAAAGAAUGAUAGAAAUGAACUGAAGUUUGACAAAUACAAUCUUGUUACUCUUCCAAAUACUGCAGCAAAAGCCUUCCUCGCGGAAAACCAGAAGAUUUAUUGCCUUCCUGAGCUCCUUUGUGAUUUAGGGUGCGAAACGCCGAGGAUCAACUAUGAGAAGUACGGUGGAAAAGAGUACAGAUAUUUCUAUGCCAUCAGUUCCGAUGUUGAUGCUGACAAUCCAGGAACGAUCAUUAAAGUGGAUGUGAUGAGCAAGACACGGAUCACUUGGUGUGAGGACAAUUGCUAUCCGAGUGAACCGAUCUUCUUGGAAUCCCCAGACGCCAAAAGCGAGGACGAUGGCGUCGUGAUUGCCAGUCUAGUUUGGGGAAAGGGUGAUGAAAAUCACGUGGGUUUAAUUGUUUUGUGCGCCAAAACACUAGAGGAAUUGGGACGCUCUGAGUUCUUCACUCCUAGUCCGGUUCCCAAGUGUCUUCACGGCUGGUUUACACCGCAGAAAUGAUUGUCAUUCCUUAAUUACUUUCUUGACACACUAAUUGAGUUUCUGCAUUUUUGUAGAGCUUAGAAAUGCUUGCUAUUGGUGUUAAUUUUAGGUGCUACGCGUGAGAAAAAUAAAAUGUUUUCUGUGCUGAUUAGAUAAGAAAAAAUCUGUGUACUCUAAGCAAGGUUACGGCGACGAUUUUUGGCUCGCGAAAGCUCAUCAGGAAAAAGCGUGU